GCCUGUUGGCAGAGAAGGGCCAGAUGACAACCUGAAACCCAGCCAAGCCUACAGCUGUGGUCGCUGGUGAGGUCAACUCCAGCAAAUCGGAGGCAUCAAUAAUCUUUUUUGGGUAGUCCUCCAUUAUUUUUCCCAUUCUCAUCUUGAUAGAGGGGUAUCUAAAAGUACCAAUCAAAUUAAGAAAAAACAGAAACCUCCUACUGCCUUCCACCACAGCACUGUAGUCAAGAACUUCUGUUCCAUCAAGACACUUAGUCAUUGACCAGUCAUCUGCCAACCAAUCAUCUGCCAGCCAGUCCUCAGUCAACUAGGCAUGAACCAAUCAGGCACGAACCAAUCAAGCUUACCAGACAUGAAUCAACCAGGCAUGAGCCAGUCAGGAAUGAGCUUAUUUGGUAUGUACCAACUGGACAUAAGCCAACCGAACACAAGUUUACUUGACAUGAACCAACUGAGCAUGAAACAACCAGGUAUGAGCCAACCAGGGGUGAGGCAAGGAGGCACAUGCCACCUAGGCCUGAGAAAACCAGGCCCAAGCCAGUCAGGCACAAGUCAAUCAGGUAUGAGGCAAACAGAUCUGAGCCAAUUCAGCAUAAGUCAACCAGGCCCAAGCCAACCAGGCAUGAAGCUACCAUGCUCAAGCCAAUUCAGCACAAGUCAACUAAGCCUGAGGCAAUCAGGCCCAAGUCAAACAGGCAUGAGGCAACCAGGCCUGAGCCAAUUCAGAAUGAAUCAACCAGGAAUGAGGCAACCAGGCUGGAGUCAAUCAGGAACAAGCAAAGCAGGCAUGAACAAACCAGGCCCAAGCCAACCAGGCAUAAGCCAACCAGGAAGGAGCCAAUCAGGCAUGAGGCAACCAAGAAUGAAUUCUUUCCGAGUAAGACCUGCAGAGGCUCAUGAUUGCCCAGAAAUCCUGCACCUAAUUAAAGAAUUGGCUUCCUGUGAGAACAUGCUGGAUGCAGUGAAGUUAACAGUAACGAAUUUACUCGGGGAUGGCUUUGGGAACAAUCCCCUUUUCUAUUGCCUGAUUGCAGAAGUACACAACCAACAAAAACCAUCAGGCAAAAUGACUAUUGGAUUUGCCAUGUAACACUUUAUGUAUGACCCCUGGAUUGGCAAGUUACUUUACCUAGAGGACUUUUAUGUCAUACAAGCUUACCGAGGUCUAGGUAUUGGAGCAGAAAUGCUGAAAAGGUUAAGUCAGAUAGCCAUCAGAAGCCAAUGUAACUGCAUGCACUUUCUUGUUGUCAUUUGGAACCAGGCUUCUAUUGACUACUAUACUCAUCGAGCUUUAGAUCUUUCCUCUGAGGACGGGUGGCAUCUGUUCAGGUUUAACAGACAAGAACUUAUGGAUAUUGCAAAAGAAGAGUGAAAGAUAACUCAUUUCAACUAGUCCCAACAUGUGCUCCAACAGUUGAAUGUCACCUGAGUCCAACAGCAGUUUGACUUUGAGUGUUGUACAAUACAGCAAGUGAUCAAACUCUGGUUUGAGCAGAUCUUUUACUUUGAAACAGAUUUGGCAGAUACAGUCAACUUUCCUUUCUUUAUCCAAACUAAUAUACUAAUGACUAGUAGCAGAGCUGAUGAUCCAAAAGAGCAGAUAAAUCAAGAAUCACUUAAAAAAAUCACUUUAUACUUAGCAUUAGGAUAUUUUUUACCUACCAUAUCUCACUAAAUUUAAGAUGCUUGUAUUUUCACAUCUUUAACACAGCUGAAAUUGGGAUAAGUAUAAUGAUCAACUUGCAUCAUUUUAAGA
Molecule: messenger RNA, 1756 nt
Organism: Acinonyx jubatus (cheetah)
Lineage: Eukaryota; Metazoa; Chordata; Mammalia; Carnivora; Felidae
Gene: SATL1
Product: spermidine/spermine N1-acetyl transferase like 1
Cellular component (GO): cytosol
Molecular function (GO): N-acetyltransferase activity
Source: RefSeq, a predicted model, not a curated record